Messenger RNA from Blepharisma stoltei, 639 nucleotides. The record is from the annotation of a GenBank genome assembly. Lineage: Eukaryota; Ciliophora; Heterotrichea; Heterotrichida; Blepharismidae.
AUGGAAGAUUUAAAAGAACUUGUCAUAGAAACUCUUGAUAACAAUGGGAUUUUGGAUACAAUAAGGGCACAGCUUAGAAGCAGUGUUUUUAAUGCGCUACAGCAGGAGCAGGCUAAAGCAGGCGGCAAUAAGACUGAAGCCCAAAAAGUGAUGGAAACUGAGCCAGGGCAGCUUUGCUCUGAGCUGUUCAGGGAUUUUUUGCAAAAUUUAGGCAUGGUGCAUACCUUAAAUGUCUGGCUUCCUGAGUGCAAGCUCCCUGAAGAGCCGAAAGAUAGGUCUUUUAUUGAGAACAAACUGAAUAUCAAAGGUGACAACAACCCGCUCAUAUAUCAAGUCAUUAAGAAAUUCAAAGAAAGCCAGUCCCAGAAGCAAGAAAGCAAAGAGCCAGAAGAGCUUAAGCCUCCAGCUUCAGAAGAGAGGCCUAAAACUAUAGGAAGUGACGAACAGGAGUACACUGACGAUUUUGAUGAAAUUGAUGAGGACAUUGAAAUCGAAGGCAGUCUAGGGACUGGAGGAAGAGAUUCCCACGGGCCGAUAGGAGAAAGCGGUGGUAGCAGCAUGGGAAUCGACCAAUCUGUAGACUCCUUAGCACUAGAAGACUAUGACUAUACCGAAAAAGUGAAAAGGGCACAAAAAUAA